This is a messenger RNA of Hevea brasiliensis (rubber tree), 1912 nucleotides long. RefSeq names its product protein NRT1/ PTR FAMILY 2.7. Gene Ontology annotation, biological process: transmembrane transport; oligopeptide transport. Gene Ontology annotation, cellular component: plasma membrane. NCBI's taxonomy places the organism in Eukaryota, Viridiplantae, Streptophyta, Magnoliopsida, Malpighiales, Euphorbiaceae. Bases 40 to 1710 code for a protein of 556 amino acids. Gene Ontology annotation, molecular function: transmembrane transporter activity. The record is from RefSeq and is a predicted model, not a curated record. The transcript is spliced from 4 exons.
AUAUUACAAGCAAAGAAAAAGGAUAUAUAGAGAGAGAUAAUGGAAGCAGCACAUAUCAGCUCACCAUUGAAGCAUGAGAAAGGAGGGUGGACGUCCUUUCCCUUCAUUAUAGGUGCUGUGAUGGGUCUUACACUAGCAUCUGGGGGUUGGUCAGCCAAUUUGAUAGUAUUUUUGAUAAGUGAAUACAAUAUAAAGAGUAUUGCGGCUACUCAAAUUAAUAAUGUAAUUCUUGGUUGCAAUAAUCUCUUUCCCAUCGCCGGAGCCAUCAUCGCCGACUCCUUCUUCGGCUCCUUCUCUGUCGUUGCUGUUUUUGCCUUCAUUUCCUUGCUGGGUGUGAUCUUGUUAACCCUAACAUCUACAAUCCAUUCCUUGAGACCUCCACUAUGUGCAGUUGGUUCAUAUGCAUGUCAAACUCCGUCACACCUUCAAUAUGGUGUCCUUUAUCGGGCCUUAUCCCUAGCUUCAUUGGGGGUUGGAGGCACACGCUUCACAAUUGCAACUAUGGGGGCAGACCAAUUUGAUCAGCCAAAUCAUCAAGCAAUAUUCUUCAACUGGUAUUUUUUGACCUUGUACCUUGGCAGUAUCAUAAGCUACACGGCUAUCAUCUACAUUCAGGAUAAUAUUAGUUGGAGUUUAGGGUUUGGGAUCUGUGUCAUCGCUAAUGCCAUUAGCUUAGCCGUGUUUUUGCUCGGAAAACGUUUCUACCGGCCAAGUAAGCCGAAGGGAAGUCCCUUCAUGAGCAUUGCUCGUGUUGUGGUUGCGGCGAUUCGCAAAAGGAAGAUGUUAUCAGGAAAUUGUCAGGGUUUGGACUAUUAUCAUGGAGACACCAGUACUAAGUUUCAAGUUCGCACUCCUACAGAAAAUUUCAGAUUUUUGAAUUUUGCAGCCAUAAGAACAGAAGAUGAAAAUCAACCAUCUUGGAAGCUAUGUACAUUGGAGGAAUUAGAAGAUCUCAAAAUCCUAAUCAAAAUCAUGCCACUAUGGUCUACUAGCAUUUUCUUGAGUACUACCAUAGCUAUAUUCAACAGCCUAACAAUCCUCCAAGCCCUUACUAUGGACAGGCACCUUGGACCACAUUUCAAAGUUCCACCUGGGUCUUUCCUAGUCUUUAACCUAGUGGCCACCGCUCUAUCAAUCUUCAUCAUUGAUCGCUUCUUACUUCCCGCGUGGAAAAAUCUGAUUUGUCAAACCUUGACGCCCCUCCAACGUAUAGGAAUCGGUCAUGUCAUCAAUAUCCUAGCCAUGGUGGCAUCUGCCCUAAUCGAGUCAAGAAGGCUCCAUGUGGUUGAAACCCAUAACAGCAAUGGUACACCUGGAUCAUCAAUCGUGCCUAUGUCAGGACUAUGGCUUGUUUUGCCAUUAGCCAUUGUAGGGGUUGGGGAGGGGUUUCACUUUCCAGGACAAGUAGCAUUGUAUUAUCAAGAAUUUCCAAGUUCAUUAAGAAGUACUUCUACGGCUAUGAUUUCAUUGCUAAUUGGAAUUGGAUUUUAUCUAGGCACAGCAAUCACUAAUUUGGUGCGUCGAUCCACAGGAUGGUUACCUAAUAACAACAUUAAUGAUGGGAGAUUGGAUAAUGUAUUUUGGUUGUCGGCAGUGAUAGGGGUGGUGAACUUUGGGUACUAUCUCGUAUGUGCUAAGUUGUUUAAGUAUCAAAAUGUUGAAAAGCAUGAUGAUCAUGAUCAUGGUGAGGUUUCUAGCAUUGCUCAUUAAGGCUGCAAUGUCAACAAACUUAAGGUUGCGAGCUUGAAUUACCUUCCAAUAAUUGUUGUUAGCUCACGCAACAGUUUGGUAAUUUCAUGUUAUAAAAAUGCUUUUUAAUUGGCUUAUUGUCUAUUACUUAGGUGUUUAAUGAAAUCUUUUAAGCAUCAAGAAAAAAAAAUUCAAAUAAUAAAAAUUAAUUAUUUUUGUCAAA